Messenger RNA from Fusarium sp. VM40, 1503 nucleotides. Lineage: Eukaryota; Fungi; Ascomycota; Sordariomycetes; Hypocreales; Nectriaceae. The record is from the annotation of a GenBank genome assembly.
AUGGCUCUCAACAGCAGAGAGAAAGAAGACGGCAACGAGUCUCCCGUGUCCUACGAUGACCCUGAGCGAUCCAAUGGCGCUCGCAACGCUGUUCAUACAGAUGACCUUGAGCUGGUUUGUCCAGCGAGUACGACCGAUGGCAAGCUCAUGGCCAAGAUCGACUUCCAUGUUAUCCCUUUCUUGUGUAUCAUGUAUCUGCUCGCCUUUCUCGACCGUGUGAACAUUGCCAAUGCCGAUGUAUUUGGUCUCUCCGAGGAGCUUGGUCUUGAAAAGACGGAAUACAACACCGCGCUCGUCGUCUUCUUCGUGCCCUACAUCCUCUUCGAGAUCCCCUCCAACAUCCUCCUCAAGCGCUUCAAGCCCCAUGUCUGGCUGAGUCUCAACAUGUUCCUCUUCGGCCUGACCACUCUGCUCCAAGGUCUGGUUCAAAGCUACAGCGGGUUGAUCGCGACCCGUUUCUUCCUUGGUCUCUUUGAGACGGGCAUGUUUCCCGGUGCCUUCUACCUCAUCGGCAUGUGGUACCGCCGACACGAGGCCCAGCGCCGCUACUCCUUCUUCUUCAACAGCACCACCCUCGCCGGCGCAUUCGGCGGUCUUCUCGCCGCCGCCAUCGGCAAGAUGAGUGGCGUGCGUGGCUACGCCGGCUGGCGCUGGAUCUUCAUCAUCGAGGGCGGCCUAACUGUCUUUGCCAGUCUCUUCUUCUACUUCCUUCUACCCAACUUCCCUGAGCAGGCAAAGUGGCUCACCCCAGAGGAGAAGGACUACGUCACGGCACGACUGCGCGCCGAUCAGGGCCACGCCGGCGCCGAGCGCAAGACCACUUUUGGCGACGCCCUCAACGUGCUCAAGGACUACAAGAUCAUCAUCGGUGGCUUCAUGUACUUCGGCCUUAUUGUCCCUGCAUACGGAUACGCUUACUUUGCGCCUGGUAUCAUCAAGACGUACGGCUACAGUCCCAUUCAGACACAGCUUUACAGUGUUCCUCCGUGGGCUGCCGCUUUCGCAUUCUCUCUAUGUGUGGCAUUCGCAUCCGACAAGCUCAGACAUCGAGCAUCCUUUGCCAUCUUUGCAAUUCUCGUCGCCAUCGCCGGUUUCGCUACCCUCAUUUCUGUCCACGACAACCACAAGGUCCAAUAUGGCGCUCUAUUCCUCGUCACCAUGGGCGCAUAUACUGCUAUGCCCAUCAUUGUGUGCUGGUUCAACAUGAACCUGGGAGGCCACAGGAGAAGAAGCAUCGGUAGCGCAUGGCAGGUUGGCUUCGGAAACAUUGGUGGUAUCAUCGCCGUGUAUGCCUUCCUACAAAAGGAUGCGCCCAAGUUCAUUAGGGGCUACUCCAUUUGCAUUGCCUUUACGAUCCUGGCAAUUAUCGCGUGCAUCACAUACGCCUUUGUGGUGGUGUACGAGAACAAGAGGAGAGAUGCGAACCCACCAGAGAGAGAACUUACGGAUGAUGAGAAGGCUGAGCUAGGCGACAAUGCGCCCACAUACAGAUAUCUGCUGUAA